UGGAAGGGAAUUCAAGAUGGCGGACUAAUUAACAGCAAGUUCCUUGUGAAGCUUUAAAGCCAGUGUUUUAUUAUUUUCCGAACAUUAGAGUUUGUAAAACAAGUUCAAAAGUUAUCUUCCAGCCACAAUGUCUCGUUCAGCUUCAAAUUCUGACGUUUACAGGGUUGCACUGACACGAAUGAACCCAAAAACUGUCGAUGAAGAACUGUUGGAAGUUUGUAAACUGAGUGGAGUGAAAAUGGACUCGGAAGUCUUUAAGAUUAUACUGGACCUUAUCAAGUUGAAUGUAUCUCCGACUGCCCUGGUUCAGGUCCUGAGGAAAGUGGCUGCGAGUAAGGGCGAUGAUUCUAGAGGGACGUCAAAAGGCUCUAUUGGAAGUCAAAGUGACAUUACACAAGCCAGUCAAAGUGAUUCCAGUUUGCAAACAAGAACGGAUACAUCUGCGCUGACGUAUCGUUUGAAGGAACUUAAAGCACAGAUGCAGACAGGAGUUUAAAGAUUUCGUAAAUAAAUUGAACCUGGGAAUCGUAUUUAGUGAGUUUUCAACCCAAAAAUGACCAAAUAUGCAACUAAAAAGAAUAUUUCAAAAGUUUCGUACAAUUUGGAAGUUGAGCUAUUUUACUACGUCAUUGCAAAUAUACAUUUUGAAGCAAAAGUAUUCGUAAUUAAAAUCACAGUCACAAGAAACAGGUUUUUCUGUUAUUGUUGUAGAGUACAAAGAGAGACAACAUAGUAAUAUAAAAAGGCACAAAGAAAAAAAAAAAGAAAAAAAAAAGAAAAAAACAGUAAAGUCAGACAAGAAACCUGUGUAACAGUACUUACUAAAUAGCACUGAAUAUUACUUAAGCAGUUAGUAUCAGUGGGAAAAGACUGAUAGAAAUAAAUAUAGAAGCCUCAAUGUAGCUGUAUCAUAUUGUAUUGUAACCAUAACUAGGAGUCAUAAUUGGAUGAAUUAUUUUCAGGAUUCCCAGGGGUCAAGGRAUUUUGUUUAAAGUUAACUAUGAGUAUCCUUGUGGUACUCAUACUGUUUGCAAUUUUCAAAUAGACUGAUAAAUCCUUUCAAAUAAUGAAAAAAA
Molecule: messenger RNA, 1076 nt
Organism: Actinia tenebrosa (Australian red waratah sea anemone)
Lineage: Eukaryota; Metazoa; Cnidaria; Anthozoa; Actiniaria; Actiniidae
Product: mitotic-spindle organizing protein 2-like
Source: RefSeq, a predicted model, not a curated record